AAUAGGCGCGUCAUCUACGAGAACCUCUUCAAGGGGUGUCCUAGUUGCGAAAAAAAAGACUUCAACGCGCCGAAGCACGAAGAGCUCGAUGUACCCAAUCUCCAGGUCGUCAAGGCUCUACAGAGUUUGACCUCCCGGGGUUACGUCAAGACCCAAUUCUCGUGGCAGUAGUACUACCACGUUCUCACCCCUGAGGUUGUGGAGUAUCUCCGUGAAUGGCUCCACCUCCCUGCCGAAAUUGUGCCCGCUACUCACAAAAAGGCUGCACGUCCCCCACGCCCCGCCACUGUUCGCCCUGGAGGAGGAGAGGAUGCCUACCGUGCUCCCCGUGGCGGCCUCGAUGGCUAUCGUAAGAAGGAGGGUGGUGCCCCUGAUAACUUCAGGCCCCAAUUCGCUGGUGUUGGAAGAGGCGGACCCAGGGAUUAA
This is a messenger RNA of Laccaria bicolor S238N-H82, 426 nucleotides long. The record is from the annotation of a RefSeq genome assembly. Lineage: Eukaryota; Fungi; Basidiomycota; Agaricomycetes; Agaricales; Hydnangiaceae.